AUGCCAACGACGUUCAUGAACGCUUCCUGGUGGCCCGCGCUCGUUUGGCUGUGGUCGCUGUCCGCGGCCGUGGCCGGCGACGACGAGAAAAUUUGCCCCAGCAUAACCAUAAUGAACUCCGGCGAACGUCUGGCGUCGCUGCACAACUGCACCGUCAUCGAAGGCCACCUGCAGAUCAUCCUGAUGGACAACUCCAAGCCCGCCGACUUCGAGGACACGUACCCACUGCGUGAGAUCACCGAGUACAUGGUCGUCUACCGCGUCACCGGGCUCAUCAACUUGGGCCGGAUGUUCCCGAACCUGUCGCUGAUCCGCGGCGUCCACACGACAAUGUUCCCCGGACGGUCGCUGAUGAUCCACGACAACGCGGACAUCAGGGAGAUCGGACUAUUCCGGUUGACGAACAUCACCCGUGGCUCGGUCAUUAUUUCCCAAAACCCCAGUGAGUCGUGUUUUUUUUUUUUUGCACUUCUUCAUUUUACUCGUAAAUAUGCCGAUCGUUCGUUUUAUUUUUUCGACCAUUGUAAAUGUGUUAUUUGCCCACCGCUUCGAGUGGAUUAGAUACGUAUCGCGAUUCGUCAGUUUUAAACAAUUCGUACCGUAUGGCAAUUCGAUUAUUCGCGAGAUCAAACACGUGGGGGUACACGUGGAUAUUCAUGCGUUAUCUCGAAAUUUGUCCAACAAGUGUUUUCUAAACGUGUCUUGCAAAUUCAAAAUUAUAUCCUAAUAAUUGGCAUUAUAGUUUGUUAAAGUUCGCUUCAAAAUCAUGUUUGCUUACGCAUUUACUCCGGGAAGUAUACAUUUUUUUUCGGGAUUAUUUUUUUAAGAACAUUUAAAAAAAAAAGCAGCUCUAAAAUGUUUCAUAACUGUUAUUUUUUUGGCUCCCAUAUUAUUUAAGGGGACAGGCCACUACCUAAUUUUGAUAUUCAAAUGGUAACCUAUUCCAGGUGCUUGCUAUCCCAUAUGAUUUUAUUUCGAACGACGCGUAUCGCUCCACUAUUGUCCUGCGCACCCUACCUUAAAGUGUAAUGUUUCGUCAACGGGUCGACGGAAUUAAAAACUCCAACGUCAACAUUUAUUUAAAUUGUUGUUUCACCCUUAAAAAUAACGGUGAUGUAAAAUUCGAGAGCCGCUUGUUCCAGUAUCAAAAAAAAAAAAAAAGGAAAGAAAACUACGGAAAAAGUUAAUAUUUCCCGCGACGAUAUUGAGUGUCCUUUUCCGAGGAUUAAUCAUCUUGUACAAUAAUACCAAACGCUUCUUUACGUAUCACCUUUUGGGUUAUGACGUGAAAAAAAAAAUAUAAAAAAAUAAUCACAAUUAUAUUAUUGUUACUUUAGUAGAUAUUAACGAUGAGUAUAUGAAAUAUGUAUUACGUAUAUAUUAAAAAAAUUGCUGAAUAUUCGUACGUACAACAUCACGCACAACAUAAAUCGAAUUGCGUAUUUUAUUCGGAUUUAUUAAAACGUUUACAAAAUCGUAUGCGUAUCAUGAAAAUAUUUCUACGAAAACAUUCCGCGACGGUUAUUAGGCGAAUCGAGAUUGUUUUUAUUUUAUUAUUAUUUUUUUUUUUUAAAUAUCAACGAUAAUAUUUGCCUACGUAAUUGUUUGUUUCGUUUUUUCCCCUCUCCCGUAGAAUUGUGUAAUGCGGCGACAAUCGAUUGGGGCCAAAUUACAACCGCAGUGAGCAACGACUCCAACAUCAUUAACAACAACGAGACCAGAAGAUGUCCCGGAUGUUCCAAUAGCGGUUGUCCGGAAGACAGAUGUUGGUCCCAGCAACCCAGUCCGGAUCGCUGUCAAUACGGCAAAUUGAAAAACUGUCAUCCGUUGUGCGCCGGCGGUUGCGAUCAAUACCAUUCUGCCAGACAUUGUUACGCGUGCACCGCGUACAUGCACGACGGCGAAUGCAUUCAAGAAUGCCCUCCUGGCCUGUAUGUAUUUAUACACAUUUCUAUUUAAAAAAAGAUUUCCGUAAUUUGUUAUAUGUCAAUAGGUAACACGAAUCAUUUUUGUUUAGGUAUGGUCACAUCCGGUCGUGUUUGACCGAAGAACAGUGUCGCAGUUUGCCGGUAAACCGAGAAGAAUCCACUUUGGACGAUUUGAAUACCAAUUACAUUCCGUUUGAAAAUCGUUGCAUUGACGAAUGCCCGUACGGAUACGAAGUGACACCGGACAAAAUGAACUGUACGAUAUGUAUGAAAACGAGAAACGGAAAUUGUCAGCAUAAUUGCAAUAGUUUCAAGAUUAGCGACGAAAUUUUGAGAAGGAACGACGAGUACCGGCUGCACACCAAUUGCACGACCAUCAGAUCUUUAGAGAUCGAAGUCAAGUUCGGCACUACCGAAGACAUAGAACGUCGACUAGAAGAUUACGUUGGUAAAGUAGAAGUGAUCUUGGACCAGUUGAAAAUCAUUCGUUCGUAUUCGUUAACCUCUUUGAAUUUUUUUAAAAACUUAUACGAAAUACGCGGCAAAAACACUGUUAACAAAAUGGCUUUGGUAAUUCGCGGUAACAAAAAUUUACAAAAACUAUGGACCACCGAAGACAAUAAAACCCGCGAGGUGAAAAUAUUGAACGGUACGGUGUCAUUUCAUUAUAACCCAAAGUUGUGUAUGUCGGAAAUAUAUAAAUUUGGAAAUUUGUCUACGCUACCUCCGUUCUCAGACAUCGAAGUAUCAACAAUAUCCAACGGGGAUCAGUUUGCUUGCACCGUUUACAAUUUAGUUGUAGAAACUGUCAAAAUCCUACCCUAUUCUAUUGUUUUACGGUUGUACAAACCCGUGGAAGUUGAUGACCUAGAAAGGUUUCUAGUGUAUUUUAUUGAAGCGGACAAAUGGAACGAAACAAUCGAGACCACAGAGUGCGAAGAUUCCAGUUGGAAAAUCGACGAUAUUGGUGCGAAAAGAGCGAAUGAAACCAAUGAACCAGAACACUACCAUGUGAUCACUAAUUUAGAGCCAAACACAGAGUAUAUUUAUUAUGUUAAAACUUAUACGAUUUCGUCCAAAACCAGUAUGAGUAAAAUUUUUCGUAGCAGAACACUUCCGUCAAAACCGUCUACUCCCGAAAAUUUGUCUGCCAAACCGCUCUCUAGUUCUCGAGUGCAACUGAUGUGGAAACCUCCCACACAUCCUCAUGGCAAAUUAGUCAAAUACGUUAUCAGAGGAUUUUAUUUAAAGGACGACACGGUCGCUUUGGAGGAACGCAGUUAUUGUAAAAACCAAACAUUUUUUGGCGACGGUCUUCUGUACAAAUCCACAUCGAUGGCUAUCCCGCCGCCUGUAGACCAGUAUUGCGAGGAACAAUGCGAACCACAAAAAAAUACCGUGAAUAAUUUAUGUAAUAGUUUACAGCACAGUUUAGACAUCGAUUUGAUUCCGUCUAGCAGUCACAAGUCUGUGUUCGAGUCGUGUAGUAACUAUAUCAAUGUUUUCGUGGAAGCAAAAUGUAUGUCUAUGCAAAAUAAAGAUGAAAUGUAUCUACAAAAUAACGUGAACGAGAACUGCACGCAAAAGUGGUCAAUCGGUGACGAGCCGAACGGUUUGCAAACGGGCCCCAAUGAAGAUUACAUUAUUUACGAGGUGAAUGAAAACUACACGUCGUUAAACAUUACCGGACUGAAACAUUAUAGUCAAUACGUGUUGACUAUUUUAGUUUGUAGAGAGGUCGUCGAACUGGAAAAAAGUUCCACUACCCAUGAAGAUCCUUGUAGUCAAGAGACGUUGGUGUCCUUCCGCACGUUGAAAAAUGAUCAAGCUGACAUUAUAGAUGACCAAAAAGUCAAAUCGGCAACGUACAAUCACACUGUUAAUAUAUCGUGGGAGGUACCGACACUGGUAAACAGCGUGAUUCACAGUUUUAAGUUGGACUAUAGACCCUUGGAUUCUAUAAGUUUUGAGACUGUGUGCAUUACUAUGAAAGAAUAUAUAACCGCCGGUCGAUCGCAUUCCCUCAAUCAUUUAUCGUUCGGCGAAUAUGAAUUUAAAAUCCGCGCGAUUUCGUUGGCCGGAGAUGGACCUAGCUCUGAUAUGCACAGAUUUUACGUUUCCAAUUAUGAUACACAAGACAAUUUAAACUUGAUCGUUAUGAUUCUCAUUUGCGGUUGUAUAUUAAUAGUGUUGGUUGGCAUCAUUAUCCGUACGUACUUGAGUCGUAAAUUAGACCGUCACAACAUAUACAAUAUAGCUAACAAUCCCGGUUACGUUGGUAUCUAUGUCGAGGACGAAUGGGAAUUGGCCAGAGAGGACGUGCUGAUAAAAAAAAUGCUCGGUAGAGGAACUUUUGGUACGGUGCAUGAAGGUGUACUAUUGCCAGAUAACGUACCCUGUGCCGUGAAAUCUGUAAGUAAGACGAACUUUAUGAGGUAUCAUGCGGAAUUCUUGAACGAAGCGGCCAUAAUGAAGAAAUUCAGCGAAGGGUAUUUCAUAGUAAAAUUACUCGGAGUGGUUACCAAAACUCGUCCGCCGCUGUUGGUGAUGGAACUGAUGGGCCGCGGGGAUUUGAAAAACUUAUUGGUGAAAUCUAAGGAAUCCAACGAUCCCCCUCCUCCCAGCAGGUAAAACAAUUAUUAUUUAAGUAUUGGAUUUUCGAUUUUAAUUUUUGUUUAAUAUAUUUUAGAUAUACGAUUAUUCGUAUGGCCGCCCAAAUAGCCGACGGUAUGGCGUUCCUAGAAUAUAAUAGAUUUAUCCAUCGAGAUUUGGCGGCGCGAAAUUGUAUGGUGGCCAAUGACAUGACUGUGAAAAUCGGCGAUUUUGGCAUGAGUCGACAAAUUUAUACAGGCGAUUAUUAUCGUAAAGGCAACAAGGGUGAAAUGCCUAUACGAUGGAUGGCACCCGAGAGCCUCGGCGAAGGUAUAUUUACCAGUCAGUCGGACGUUUGGAGUUACGGGGUCGUAAUCUGGGAAAUGAUGACAUUGGGUGAACAGCCUUACAUGGGCAAAAGCAAUAACGAGGUCAUGGCAUAUGUCCUCGACGGAAACUUAUUAAACUUGCCUAUUUUUUGUCCCGACAUAUUAGCCAGUAUUGCUAGAUUAUGCUGGAAUUGGAGUGCUGCUCAGCGACCAAGGUUCCUAAAAAUUGUUGAAAGGCUCGAUAUUUAUCUGGAUGAUAAUUUCAGGUUCGUUUUAUCUUUAUUAAUUGAAAAUUCAAUCUAUGUAAUCAUGUUGUAAAAUCAUAAUUUGAUCAUUGUUUUUUGUGUAGAUCGCAUUCAUUUUUUCAUAAUCACAGCAAAGACAACAAUUCGCCUGUUGACCAGUCAUUAAUGUCUCCCUGUACAACAUAUGAAGAAGACAUAGACAAUGAAAGUAUUAAUUUUGAAGGCGGUGACACUGUAGCUGUUUAUAGUGCGUUCCAUGUGGAUAAAAAUAAAAUGAGUAAUGGUCAUUUGUCGCCAAUGUAA
Messenger RNA from Cinara cedri, 5397 nucleotides. The record is from the annotation of a GenBank genome assembly. NCBI's taxonomy places the organism in Eukaryota, Metazoa, Arthropoda, Insecta, Hemiptera, Aphididae.